This is a messenger RNA of Stylophora pistillata, 1271 nucleotides long. RefSeq names its product AN1-type zinc finger protein 2B. Gene Ontology annotation, molecular function: zinc ion binding. The record is from RefSeq and is a predicted model, not a curated record. Lineage: Eukaryota; Metazoa; Cnidaria; Anthozoa; Scleractinia; Pocilloporidae. Gene Ontology annotation, cellular component: cytoplasm.
UCUGUGGGCAGAAAAAGGUUGGAAACAUCGUGACUCGGCAAAAUGGAAGGAAAGGGUAUAAAAGACCAGGCGAGAACGAUGAGUAAGGACGUUUGGAGUAGAUUUUCAUCAUGGCGGAGGAAGCCGAUCUUCUUUCCAUCGGGAAACAUUGUAGUUUAGCGUCGUGUAAACGGCUUGAUUUCUUACCAUUUCAGUGUUCUCACUGCAAAGAAAUUUUCUGUUUAGAACAUCGAAGCCCGGAAGAACACAAGUGUUCGACUGUUGGUUUAUCAGAUGUUCAUGUUCCCGUUUGCCCAAUCUGUAAUCAAAUUAUAAAGAAGUCCCAUCAUGAGGAUGUUAAUAGACAGGUUGAAAGACACAUCCUCAGUGGCUGUAAGAGCCUUGUGGUGGGAAAACCAAAGAAAAGUAAUAAAUGUUCUCGAAAGACUUGUCAUCAACAUGGACUGAUGCCAUUUGUGUGUCAGGAAUGUAAUAAGAAUCACUGCAUAAGGCAUAGACACGCCGAAGAUCAUUUCUGCACAGCUCUGAGGGUUCCAAUGGUUUCCUGUCCAUAAGGUCAAUAUGUAAAAAAUAUAAAAUUAUUAAAUAUGAGUAGAAAGUUGUUUGACAAGAAUUUAGUUGUUACAUCUGUUACUAUGUUAGAGGGGCUCCUUCGUAGGAAUAAGUAAAUCAACUUCAUUGAACAAGAGUAUCGCCUAGAAGUAAUUGUACUCAGAAACCAGUGAAUGUCAUCUCUUUUGUUUUUGUUUUCGUUUUUUUAUUCUAAGCUAAUUCUUUGUUUUCAUUUGUUUGUUAUGAAACUCAGAAAACUAUGAAUACUUUGGGGGCAUUUGUGUACUGACCAGUUGUAAUGAAUUUCAGCACUAUGAGCAAACUUCAAAACCACAAACCAAAUGCUGUUGUUGUUUGCAGCUACCAAAUCAGCUACCGCAUACCACUGAAAGUCUUUUCUUUAUAAAUACAUUGUUAUAACCUAUUUCUAUACUUGGUUAUAUUAUUAUUAUUGUUGUUGUUGUUGUUGUUGUUGUUCUGAUAAAUGAAAGCAUGACAAUAUAAGCAGUUUAUAUUCUCUUGGUGGAAGUUGUCGUUUUUAUUUUUUAAUUUGUUAAAUAAUCAUUUGUUCAGUGAAAUGUUGAUAUGUAUCGUGGGAAGAGCCUUGCCAUAAAUAUCCUAUACUUUCUUUAUGUAAGUAAUCAAUUAGUUGUUAUUUCCCUAAUAUAUUUUGAGAGAUGUACAUAAUGUGGGUGUAAAUAAAGUGAAAUUUAAGCAAA